UUUGAACAAACCGUCCCAAAGGAGGGACCAAAAUAGGUAUUAAACCUAGAUAAAAUAAGUUGAUUUUUUUUUACUAGUGAGGUGUUUCCCGGUGUCGUUUCCGAUUGGGAGGAUCGUGAGCGGUGGAAGCGGUGGCCGUAGCUUCAUUCUGACGCCAUGAACACUGUAAUCUGCCACCGCCUAAGGCUAAGUCCAAAACUUCUUCUCUAUUCUUUCCCCAAACCCUCUUUCCCGUUCUCAACAACCACUUCCGAUUCUGUCUCCUUCACCAUAUCCUACCUCACCAACACCUGCGGCUUCACACCAGAGGCUGCACUGAAACUAUCCAAACGACAUCGUUUCAACACUGCCCAAAAACCCGAUUCCGUCAUCUCCUUCUUCCAAACCCACGGUUUCUCCACCUCCCAGAUCCACCACAUCCUCAGCAACUAUCCCCAACUCAUACUAUGCAACCCCACCCGAACGCUUCUCCCCAAAUUGCACUUCUUGACCUCCAAAGGUGUUUCUGCAUCCGACGUCGUUUCCAUUGUCACUAGGAACCCCCGUUUCCUCUGUAGCAGCCUCGAAAACUGUAUCUUCCCCACCUUCCAACUCUUCCGAAGGUUCUUUCCCUCCGACCUCAAAGCCCUCACUGUUUUCUUCGCAUGUCCCUAUGUCAUCGGCAACACUCACUUGUUGGCAUCAAACGUUAAAAGGUUGCUCGACGCCGGAGUCGCGCACGUUGGCAUUCGGCACUUGCUCUCUACUCGGUCUUUUUCUCUCUGCUCCGACCUGAGAACCCUUUUGGAGGAAGUGAAGCUGUUGGGGUUUGACCCUCUGAAGGUGACCUUCGCUAUGGCCCUUGAGGCCAAAAGUACUGUUUCCAAACCCCGUUGGGAUGCCAAAGUCGACGUCUUGAAGAAAUGGGGUUGGUCUGAAGAUGAGGUUUUGGUUGCGUUUAGGAAACAUCCUAAAAUGAUGCUCUGUUCCAUGGAGAAACUUGAUGCAGUGACGGGGUUUUGGGUGGAUCGGCUUGGAUGGGAUCGUUCUACGCUUAUUGCGUAUCCUUCGUUGUUUUUUUUCAGUUUGGAGAAAAGACUCGUUCCGAGGGCUUUGGUUCUGCAGCAUCUUCUCUCCAGAGGAUUGGUGAAGAAGGAUGCUAGCUUCGUCACACCGUUUGUAAAGUCUGAUGAGUGGUUUCUGAAAAAGUAUGUGAGAUAUUUCACGGAGGAAACACCCUGGUUACUAGAGCUAUAUGAGAAGGGACAGGGAGCAUCCUAGCAUCUGGUUGUUGAGAUUUAAUUUAACUCAUGCACAUACAUACAGGUGAUUGAUCCAGGAGAGCAAAAGGUGUUGUUGUUAGAGAAAGCCUUUGCAGCUAUCUGAUUGGCAAUGGGAAAAUGAGCAAGGUGCGAGGCAUUUUCAAAUGGCAAGAUGACAAAACAGAAUCAGAAGCACCCAAUACUGAAAGCAGGCAAAGGAAUAAGGGAACAAGUUCUUAGUGAAUUGAUAGAGAAAGGACUAAAUCCAAAAUCCUUUAAAACAGUUACCACUGCUAUAACUUAGUUUUGACAUAAUUAUAUGUUCUUCAAAGUUCUCUCUUCUUAUUCUUUAGAAUAUUUUCCCCAA
This is a messenger RNA of Vigna radiata var. radiata (mung bean), 1608 nucleotides long. RefSeq lists its product as uncharacterized. Gene Ontology annotation, cellular component: chloroplast. Bases 157 to 1260 code for a protein of 367 amino acids. The transcript is spliced from 2 exons. Lineage: Eukaryota; Viridiplantae; Streptophyta; Magnoliopsida; Fabales; Fabaceae. Gene Ontology annotation, molecular function: double-stranded DNA binding. The record is from RefSeq and is a predicted model, not a curated record. Gene Ontology annotation, biological process: regulation of DNA-templated transcription; chloroplast organization.